Molecule: messenger RNA, 979 nt
Organism: Dicrocoelium dendriticum
Lineage: Eukaryota; Metazoa; Platyhelminthes; Trematoda; Plagiorchiida; Dicrocoeliidae
Source: the annotation of a GenBank genome assembly
AAGUUGUUAUCCUUGGAUGAGUCUGCCGCCACGUGGGAAAACGUUUGUCUCAUCGUUCGCCAUCGAGAGGACAUUACACACCAAUUACGCGAGUUCACUGGUCGUCCGGUAGUUGAUGAUGUGCACGCGGUCCGCAAAUCAGACACCAGUGAACAUCGAACACAAUUUAUGUGUUAUCGUUGCGGUUUGCGGCACUCUGACCCUUCCGAUUGCCGGCACAAAGAAAGUAUCUGUCGGAAAUGCGGCAAGCUAAUCCAUCUAGCACGCGUCUGUAGAUCGGAAAGUUCCCGUCCCAUGAACAUCGCUUCAUCAGAUCGUCAAAGCAAGAUAGAGCUACGGGAAGAUAAGGUCCUAGAAAAUUUGAACAGUGAGCUUAACUCCGUGUAUUUGAACAGUGUGACACUCAACAACUGUCCUCCUUACACACUACGUUUGACGAUAGAGGAUGAACCGAUAGACAUGGAGCUAGAUACUGGGGCGUCGGUCACCAUUGUAAACCGCGGUUCAAUGAAAAAGCUACCACCUUUGCAACCGUGCAACUCGAGAUUACAGACGUACACCGGUGACCUAAUUCACGUGUUAGGCAGAUGUUUCGUUAAAGCCAGGCAGGGGAGCGAGAAUUCACCCUGCCCUUAAUCGUUGUACCUGGGAACAAACCGAACCUCAUGGGUCGAGACUGGAUACAGUUCUUUCCCGAGACCAUGCAACUCAACCAACUCACUACUGAAGACGGCAGUUUGAAUGGAUUAUUGAACCAGUUCUCAUCGUUGUUUGAAAACAAAUUGGGAAAAUGCGUCAUUUCAAGGCUUCUAUCAAACUCCGAUAGGGUGCCGAACCAAAACGUUACAAAGCUAGAUCAUUAUCUUAUGCAAUGCGCCCUAAAUUUGAGGUAGCGAUACAACGUCUGCAAUCAGAAGGAGUCAGUCCCGGUGCAACAUUCAGAUUGGGGCACUCCGAUAGUACCUGUACUCAAACCUGA